Molecule: messenger RNA, 1907 nt
Organism: Dermatophagoides pteronyssinus (European house dust mite)
Lineage: Eukaryota; Metazoa; Arthropoda; Arachnida; Sarcoptiformes; Pyroglyphidae
Biological process (GO): innate immune response; central nervous system formation
Cellular component (GO): extracellular region
Molecular function (GO): growth factor activity; Toll binding
Source: RefSeq, a predicted model, not a curated record
UCAUCAUCAUCAUCAUCAUUACAAAUAUGGAAAUUAUUAUCAUCGAUAAUUUUAUUGAUAUUCAUUAAUUAUAUUGAUUGUCAAUCAAUUACAUCAUCAUCAUCAUCAUCAUCAUUACCAUAUCGUCAUGGUUUAGCAAGGUAUUAUCAUCAUCAUCCAUCAAGAUCACCAUUAUCAUCACCUAGAUCAUCAUCGAAUAUAAUACAUAAUUCAUAUCCAUUAUCAUCAACAUUUACAUCAUAUUCAAUAACAUUACCUGUUCAUCAACAGCAACAACAACAAUCAUUAAAUAUUGAAAGACAAUAUGGACCAUAUCAGCAAAGUUAUUAUCAACCGCCACCAUCACCACCAAAUUAUCAACCACAACCACAAUAUUGUCCAGAAACUGGUCGUACUGUAUGUUCAAAAGUUCCUUAUUAUCCAUCGGAUGAAGUAUUUUUAUUAAUAAAAAUGGCCAAAGCAAAACGUUUUAAUAUUUCAUCAGAAUUUAUUGAUGAAAGUGAAAAUGAUAGUGAACCAUAUUUUGAUGAUGAUUUUGGUGAACAAUAUGGUGAUAUUUAUACAAAAUAUCCAUAUUCUGAGCCAUAUAAUAAUUAUCAUAAUCAACAAACGCAACCACAACAUCCACCACUUUCACCUGGUCAUCAAUACCAGCAACAACAAAGACAACAACAGCCAUAUCGAUAUCGUAUGAAUUCGAUUAUCAUAAAUCAUGAACAACCACAACAUCCAUCAAUCGUACAACAUUAUCAUAAUUUAGAUUGGAAAUAUAUUCGUAAUAUAAUACCAUCAUCGAAUCAUCAAAGAUAUUCAAUGAUUAAUAAUAACCACAAUAAUAAUAAUAAUAAUAAUCCAAUCAAUGGUGGUGAUGGUACGAUACAAUCGAUUAAUUCAAAUUCCGGAACAAUCGAUACGAACAAUAACAAUCAUAAUUCAAUAAAAUCAAUGUAUUCUCAUAAUGGUGAUCAUAAUCAUCAUCAAUCUUUUUCAAAUAAUCAUUAUAAUAAUCAUCAAAAUCCGAAUGGUGGUAAUCAAAAUCAUAAUGGUCAUAAUGGUGGUCAUUCACGUUAUAAACGACAAGCAGAUGAAACAUCCAUUUCAAUUGAACCAUUAUGUCCAUCACGUACAAUAUUAUUAGAACCAAAAGCAGCAUUAAAUGAUCGUCGUCAAUGGAAAUAUGUUGUUAAUAUUGCUGAUCGUGAUCGUCGUUUAAGACAGGCAAUUAAAGUUGAAGUUUGCAUGACACCAAAUUCACCAUGUUCAAAUCAAAUAUCAUUAUCAUUUGGUUUUGUAUCCAGAUGUCGACAAAAAUAUAUAAAGAAAAAAUUAUUAUCAUUAGAUGAAUCUGGUCAAUCGAUAUCGAGUGAAAAUUUUUUCGCACCAUCAUGUUGUGUUUGUGAAGUAACCAGAGAUGGUAAUUCACCAAUAUCACCAGCCAAUAUUCCAACAUCAUCAUCAUCAAAUUUAGAUACAGCAUCCAUUGCUACAGCUGCUGCUUCUGCUGCUGCUGCAGCAGGAUCAACAAUUUCAGAAACAACAACAACAAAAAAACGAAUCAAUGAUAGUAAACGUAAACCAUUAUUAUCAAUGGAAAAAUUUGAUAUCGAUCGUUUACAAUCGGAUGCUCCAUCAUUACCAUCAACAACGAAAACAAUCAAUCAAAAUGAUAAUAGAAAAACAAGAAAUAAUAAUAUUGAUCAAAGAAAAGGAAUCAAAAUUUAGACCCAAAAAAAAAUCCAAAUAACGAAAUGAUAUAAUAGUGAACAUUAUUGGUGGACAUAUUCACCAAAAAUAUCCACCGAUCAACUGAAUAUUUUAUUUUUUUCUUGUACGUGGUUAUAAUUUAUUCCGAAUGAAAUUGAAACCAGGAAAAACAAACAAACAAACAAAAUGGUCAUCGAAUCACC